Hippocampus comes (tiger tail seahorse) is the source of this 5230-nucleotide messenger RNA. Its product is annotated as cysteine and histidine-rich domain-containing protein 1. The transcript is spliced from 10 exons. The record is from RefSeq and is a predicted model, not a curated record. The coding region runs from base 3853 to 5121 and encodes 422 amino acids. Lineage: Eukaryota; Metazoa; Chordata; Actinopteri; Syngnathiformes; Syngnathidae.
CGCGGGCCCGAGUUGUGAUAGCAUGUUUGCGUGACAAGCAGGAGGUGAGCAGAAUGCGAUUGAAUCCUUCAUCAUGUGUGUCGGCACUGCUUCUUGAAAGCCUGCUCACAAAUCAUCUUGUAGUGGAGGCCAAGCAGGUUGACAUGUGGACAUGGGAAGCCCUCCGGGCUAUUUUUCGAUGUCCUACCAGUGCGCCAAGUUGUCCGCACUGCACUGAAAAAAGCAUUUGUUAAAUUUACUCAAUUUUAUUGUGUCGAGUGGUUGCAUGGAAUAAGAUCAUCUGGUUGUAUAGUCUACUUUUAUUUUGUGCAGCCACUUAACGAAAUAAAAUCGAGUGAAUUCAACACGUUUUUUUUCCCAGUGUAAAAAUUCAGCUUUGAACUACGCGUUUUGAAAAAUAAUCGAAUUAUGACUUUUUCUCCCCCCUCAAUGUUGCUAUUUACUAUGCGAUUUCUCACAUUUGAUUUAACAAGGUCAGAAUCGGUUAUGCAACACUAUUUUUUUGAAAAUCUCAAAGCUCUUCUCCUCGUGUGCUAAAUUGUCUCACGAGUGAGACUUGAGCGCGCUAGCACAGGAUAUCAAAUGUUUUAACGGCUGGCCAUGUGAUAAUGCGCAUACAUUUCUCUGAGCUCCCUUUUGUGUUUGACAUUUAUUUUACUAGCCCAUAGAAGUGGAAAGCUUUUUCUAUUAUCUUCUCCAUCAAAGGAGGCGUCCAGUACGUGAAACAAUUUCCAUGUGCUAAUCCCCCAAUGAUGGUGGCUCCCCUUGAUUUAACUGUCUUAUGACAUUUUUUUUUUCUCCCCUGCUGGUAAGCCUCACUAAGCGGAUCCAUGUAAUGGCCACAGAGGUUGCGUUUUUCCUUGUUGUGCUCAGUGAAUGUCUGUGCUUGUUUCCAUCGGACAUUUUGAAUCACUGAAAUUGCACUGAUUCUAUUUAAGUGUCUUUUUAGUGUGUCCCCCUCCCCAAUUCUUCCGGUUUUUGAACAAAAUGUUGGCGUCAAAUGUUCUCUUGUGCAAAAGGUCACCCAAAGCAUUCCAUCGCAAUGAUUUGUCAAUACGUGUCGGUUUGUCAUUCUACGUCAGUUUUCAUCGAGGGCUAGUUCUCAAAGUCACGACAUUGUCAAAGACACACGUGCUUAUUUUGUUGCAAAAAAUGCACACGCAAAGUUUUGCACUGAUGUGAUCAAGCCGCAGCUGUCGGGUCUACUUUCUGGUGUCAAAAAAAAAAAAAAGUUUGGAGUUUUACAGUUUGUGUAAACACACCAGCCACUUUAGCAGGUAACAAAAUGUUCCUGCCAUUUGAACAAUGGACUUUUUCUACUCCCAGCCCCGGUCCCCGUCAGUUGUCUUCAUCCAGACCUCCUUGAGCAGUUCUAGUCCUACCAUGCUUUUGUCUCCUGUCUUCUAGAACGCUGCUUCUUCUCGCCUGCCUCGUCCACCGUUUUGCUGUGUGUAGACAUGUAAACACGAAUGAUGCUCGUGCUCGCCUCGACCAUCACCGUUGCUAUUGGAUAGAUGUCGCUCUUGAACGCUUCUCGUUACAGUCUUGUGUUAGCGUUAGACUCCUCGUGCCGUAGAUUUCCAGCCUCGUCCUGUACUACUUUCGUUUUUUUCAAUCUUUCUUAGUGUGUCUCACUUUUUUUUUUUGGCAACAUAUUUGGAGGCUACUGGCCUUGUUGUUCGGCUUUGCGCUAUUCCCUCUUUUUGCUUUGUAAACCGGUCUCAUCUGUGCCUCUGUUGAAGCAGGUCAGCAGCCUAUGCGGCAUCUGCUCAGGCUCUUGAAUGUCCACAGCAAAUCAUGUGAUCAUGGGGCCCCAAGUUGUCCCAAUUUGAUGGAGAUAGUGGGGACGAUAAUGUAAUUCACAGCUGAUCAGUGUCAGCUAAAAAAAAACAACGCUUUUUUCCCCCCUCUCAAUUUUUAGAGGUCACAAAGCGACAGAGACCUUGCCAAAUGCAACAGCAAUAGCUUAGUUUUAUACUAAACAAUGAAAUGAUGCAGGUUUGUUAGUCGAUGAUAAAAAGAAAUAAGAAAAAACGGGCCGCUGACCCGGAUGUGGAAAGAUUUUGCUCACGUGGACGACAGUCAGGACAAUCCGUAAAAUACUACAAACUAAGUCCGAAUUGAAAGAGCGACGGGUUAACAAACGUGACACGUUUAGACUACCUUCAAAUACAAGCCUCGCGUGUGUCAAUUCUUUUGUGACAAGCACAUUUGUGCCCCAAGGGUAGCAUGGGUUCGUCAUACAAUUAAGACUUCUCAAUAAGAAUGUACAUUUGUUGUUUACUGUGGAAGAAAUCAAACGGGCUCGAAUGCGGAAAAAAAAUGUGGUCGGGACACCUCUACUCAGCACUUUCAUACAAGAUGUCGCCGUCAAGCGUGUAUUCAAUUCAUCCCGGGAACUUGACCACGUCCUGCUCUGCGCGCGCAGUUCUCCUAAACAAGCAACAUCGUCAAGGUGACAUUUAAUUUACUUUACUUUACUUUAAGCGACUGAAUUCCUUUCGCGUAGCAUCUGAAAGGCGCGUUCAGCUCUUGCGUUCCCGCUUGGACACCAGAGAGUAAAGCAGUAAAAUGUUUCACCCCCUCUGCCCUCACCUAACGGGCGAGAUUAAAAACCACACAAAACCUCUCCGACCUGCUCCGUAUGGCAACUACUGUCACUUCUGCAGUUUUGUAUUUCAUUAUUUCCUCUGCAUGGUGCCCGGUCCUGUGUGAUGUGACAAGCUCUCCUUUGUCUCGGGAGACUUUGAUUUUGCCCCUUCAUGAUUGGCGAGUUCAUGGGCUGUGAUCCUCGGCUCGAUUUCAUGCUGGUUACUGGUCGGAAGGAAAACACGGAUGAGCUUUGAAAGUGACGUUCAAAUCAGCGAGUGCAUGGUUGUAGCGUUGAUUGUUCUUUUUCUAAACAGCAUGAUGUGACGGUGACCAUCAAUUUUUACCACAAUUCCCAUAUGGAAACCCCUCCCCAUAUAUUUUCGGUGGGCUCACUACUGUUGUAGAUGAGCCGCAGCAGCAAAGUGUCCCGAAAUGUGUCACGUUGUCUAAGUUUUGUUGUGAUUCUGCCGCCAUCUAACGUUCACUUCUUGUAUUGCAGCUUUAUGGAAAAAAUCUGAAAAGAGGUGGCAUUUUUUUUUACAUCAUAUCCUGCACUAUGCUCAUUUAUGCUUUUUCAAAAUUGAGUGAAUUAUGGAAGAGAUAUCAGCGGCACCGAUGUAAUAUCACUGCUCAUGUACACCUCCCUCUUGUCAUUCAGUGAUGCCAAACGCUUUUUGAGCUGGUGCCACCUUUCAAUCGGUUUCCUUGUACAUGAUUUCUAUUUAUUUAAUGCAGAAUUAUAUGGAUUGUAUCGAGCAUGGAAAGGCAAAACGACAAAAAUCACAGGCUUUUAUUUUACAGCAGUAUAUUUGUUUAUUCAGAGGAUUGUUUUUCUGUCUUUUUUUGGAAGAAAUAAAGUCAUUUUCCAUUACAAGAAGAGUGUCUUGUCUUCAUCCUUGAGCGAUGGCAUGUAAUUAAUAGACUCAUUCACUUUGUGUCAGUCCCGUCAAAUGACGCGCAUGUUAGUUUUGUUGAGUCCACAGUAAGUCUCGGCGGCACCGCGUCCAGAGUGACAGCUGACCCCCACCACCACCAGAAGGAAUGUUCCCCCAGCCUGCAGAUAAACCUCAACAGCUGUAGUGCGCAACAGGAGGGAGGUGAGCUGCUAUUUUUGUCUUUCUCCCAGCCAGAAAGAGAAGUGUCCACUGGGAGAGCCUCCCUUUCGCCUUCUGGAUCUCUCCUGAACACAGAAACUUGCGGAGAACCGGCCACUGGACUACAAGAAGUCAGAGGCACCCGCGGCACGGCGGACGGGUCGUCAUGGCGCUGCUGUGCUACAACAAAGGCUGCGGGCAGACAUUUGACGCAGACUGCAACGAGGCCGAUUCCUGCCUCUUCCAUCCCGGAAUGCCCAUCUUCCACGAUGCUCUGAAGGGGUGGUCAUGCUGCCGCAAGAGGACGACAGACUUCUCUGAAUUUCUCUCCAUCAAGGGCUGCACCCGUGGGCACCACAGCAAUGAAAAGCCACGCGAACCUCUGUUACCAGAGGUGUCGUCUGACAAAGCUGGCAGCAAAAACUCCAAUGGCCAGGAGAUCAUCUACCGGGGACCCAAAUCUUCUGAAAAGCUGCUGAGAGAGAGACCAAGUUCAGAAGAACCCAAGAGCAAAUUGCCCGUCAAAGUGGCACCGUCCCUGGCGAAGGAGCUGGAGAAACUGGACAUGAACGAGAGGGCUGAAAAGGAGAAGAAAGAGAGCCAAGGUGUGGUGCCAGGCACACGAUGCAAGAAUUCAGGAUGCAAAACAGUCUAUCAGGGCCCAGAAACUGACCUCGAGGUCUGCACACACCACUCUGGUGCGCCGGUCUUCCAUGAGGGGUACAAGUACUGGAGCUGCUGCUGCAUCAGGACCAUGGACUUUAACGCUUUCCUGGACCAGAAGGGCUGCAUGGCCGGAAAACAUCGCUGGGUCCCAAAGCAGGACAAGAAGAAAGUGGCGUGUCGACAUGACUGGCACCAGACGGCGAAGAGCGUCGUGGUGACGAUCUACGCCAAGAACGCCAACGCGGAGUACAGCUGCAUCGAGGCCAACGGGACGGUGAUCUCCUGUCACAUCCAGUUUGAGAGCGACAAGAUCUUCAAGAGAGACUUCCAACUUUGGGGGGUCAUCAGUGUUCAGCAGAGCGCCGUCAACAUGGUCCCGUCGAAAGUGGAGAUCACCCUCCGCAAAGCCGACGAGGUGGCGUGGGGCAAACUGGAGGACCCUAAUUACAAGCCCGAGCCGGAGCCCGCGGCGGAAAACCCCGACAAUGCCCCGGAGUCGCAACGUCCCGACUGGGACAUUGACGACGAUGACAUCAGCGACUCGGACGAGGAGUGGGUCAACGACACUGCGCCCAAGACAACGCAAGUGGAGGCGGACAAAGGUCAACGACAGGCCCACGUUGAAGAGGUGCCGAAUGUAACGAGGAAAGAGGUGGAGGAAGAGAUGAGGAGGGCCAUGGAGCACAAGAGGCAGGCCGAGGAGAAGCUGGAGGAGCUGAAGAGGCAGCAGGAAGAGGAGGGAUUUGAAGACAUGCCCGAACUGGAAUAAGACCUGCAAAGAAUGUAAUAAUUGAAAAGGUAGACCUUUUCUGCGUUAUACCCCCAAAAUGCUGGCUCACAAACUUCAAAAUCAUUCUGUCCGAAAAUGUGAGUUUCCA